Molecule: messenger RNA, 609 nt
Organism: Mycotypha africana
Lineage: Eukaryota; Fungi; Mucoromycota; Mucoromycetes; Mucorales; Mycotyphaceae
Exons: 4
Coding region: 82-576 (164 amino acids)
Source: RefSeq, a predicted model, not a curated record
GACGAUAUUCGACAUUGCGAAAUAGCUGGGACAACGUUUAACCAACAGUUUCAAGUUCGGUUCGAUGUGAUCGAGCCUAGUAUGGUGAUAUCCAAACUAGACUUUGAUGUGGAUUUUCAGAUGCAGCUUGAUAUAGACGAUGUUCUGAAUAGAGUUAAAAAAGAAUGCAAUAUCAUGGGUUUCUUCCGUUUACUUGUGCAUUAUGCAGCGAUCAACCAUCAAAGACAGAUUACUUUAAAGAAACUGAAAGCCUAUUUUCAAGAUACCCCUAUUGAUGUAAACGACCUAUCUGCAGCGCAAUUAGAAAUCAGUCAUGUACUUGACGAUAAGAUAAAGUUGUUAUUCACUUGGCAGAUUAUACCCUGUAACUUGCAGUUUGAAUAUCUGGAUGCGAACGUUGAAAAUCAUGUCGUCCCUGACUUAUCAGUUGAAGUGGAGACGACAGACGAAGUGAAAAAGAAAGACGAGAGUCGCUUACUUGAACGGGUCAACGAUAUCUUUGUGCUUAUGAUUGAGCAACACGGUGUCUUCAACGCUACCGUUUUUGUCACGAAAAAGUUGUAUGAUAUGCAGUAAUAAACAUUUUUUGAAUUCAAGCAAUGAUUAUUA